This is a messenger RNA of Vespa crabro (European hornet), 1158 nucleotides long. RefSeq lists its product as uncharacterized. Gene Ontology annotation, molecular function: DNA binding. Gene Ontology annotation, cellular component: transcription regulator complex; nucleus. The transcript has 2 exons. The coding region runs from base 1 to 945 and encodes 314 amino acids. Lineage: Eukaryota; Metazoa; Arthropoda; Insecta; Hymenoptera; Vespidae. Gene Ontology annotation, biological process: regulation of transcription by RNA polymerase II. The record is from RefSeq and is a predicted model, not a curated record.
AUGGAAGAUAUCAAUAAUAUAAAUACUGAAGAUUUUAUUUCGGAAAUUGAAUUACGUCCAGCUAUUUGGGAAUUAUCCAGUGAUGAUUAUACAAAUAAAAUUACCAAGAAGAAUGCUUGGGAAGAAGUUAUUAGGAAAUUUUGCCCAGAAUUUGAAAGAAAGUCUAAUGCAGAGAAAAAUAAUAUUGCCUUACGUUUUCAAAGAAAAUGGAAGAGUUUGCGAGACUGUUAUUCUAGAGAAUUAUUAAAAAUAAAAAAGGAAAAGUCAGGUUCGGGGACCCCUGCUAAUCGAAAGCAGUAUAUGUAUUAUAACAAAUUGAGUUUUUUACAAACUGUUGUAAAACCGAUGUCAGGAGUAAUAGAAAACGUAGAAAAUAUGACGAUGUUGGUGAAGAAAGAACCAGAAAGACAAGGAGAAGUGGAAGCUAGUCUAAAAUCACGUUCUCGAAAUAAGAGAAAUAUAUCUGAUAUGAAACAGUUGGAGGAAGAUAAACUUUUUGUAAGUGUAGCUGAAAAAUUAAUGAGAGGAAAGAGUCAAGAAACUAUGGAAAAGGACGAAGACACGUUAUUUGUGUUGUCGUUAGUACCUGAAUUAAAAAAGAUUCCAGAUGAUAUCAAGCUCGAUGUUAAAUGUGAACUAUUAAAUGUCUUUAAGAAAGCUAGAUUAAGUCAAAGCUUUCCCUCUUCUGCGUCAUCACCCUCAACGUGUUCGAUCCCUUCUUUAAAUUUUCCAUUUACUAAUCAAUGCCAAUUUACUCAAAGCUUUAAACAAAAUAAUCAAUCCAAUGUAAAUAGAUCAACUACUCAUACGCAAACAGCAACAUAUUCGUAUCCACAAACGCAAAGUCCACUUUCAUCUUCGGUACACACAACGCCUUCUCCAACAUCAUCACAACUUUCACAUUCUUCACAAAAUUCAUAUAUUGACUUUACUGACAACAUGUAGUUCAAUAUAAAUAUUCAAGAUUUAUGUAUAAUUAUAUUUUAUAUCUUACAAUUGGAAGGAGUAAUUUGGAAUUUUAAGAGAAAUAAAAUCUUCUAAACUCUAAAGCUAGUUUUAACUCCAGAAAAUCUAUUAGAUAUAUCUGUAUUUUUUUAAUAUAAUAAUUUGUCAGAUUUUUUGAAUAUUUUGAAAAUAAAAAGAAAAGAAUUAUCAUUA